Molecule: messenger RNA, 864 nt
Organism: Colletotrichum karsti
Lineage: Eukaryota; Fungi; Ascomycota; Sordariomycetes; Glomerellales; Glomerellaceae
Exons: 2
Coding region: 1-864 (287 amino acids)
Source: RefSeq, a predicted model, not a curated record
AUGUCGGACAAGGUCAAGGCGAAACUGGGGCUUCAGUGCGACGACGACUCCGAGUUCUACAUCUGCGAGGGUAAGCCAACACAGUUCCUCGGAUGCUGUGCGUCAGACCCGUGUGUCAGAGACGGAAAGUGCCCGAAGGAGGACUUGAGGCUGUCGGCCUUCGGCCCCGGCAGUUACAAAGACAUUCUCAACCAGGACUGCGACCGAACCUCGGUGGAUGACCGCAGCCAGCAAUUCUAUACAUGCCAGAAUGAUGCGAACAAGUCGAGGACCUUCAUGGGAUGCUGCUCUCAGGACGCCUGUAAGGCAUUUGGCGGCCGAUGCCCGGAAGAUAAACUUGGUCCGGCGGUUCUGAGCAGUAACAGCACCAAUGCCGCGGCUUUUAUGAGCACCGAAUCCGGCGGAAGCAGCGGCCUGUCUACGGGAGCUAUUGUGGGCAUCGCCAUUGGAUGUGCCGUCGUCGUCGGGGUCAUUCUGAUGAUUAUCUGGAGGUGCGGUUGGCACGCGAGGAAGCGCAAGGAGAGGCGCGCGCCAGAGUGGGAGUCAAACGUCCCCCACUAUGACUCGGGCACAUCCUACGCACCGGCCGCUCAUCCCGUCUCAUACUACGACGGCAACUCACCAGCGUCGCCCUACAUGAAGCACCCCGGGUCUCCCAACAGCCAGGACGACCAUCGUUUGUCAACCUAUACCGACAGUAACGUGAGCUCACUGAGCGGAUACUCCCCAAGGCUCCCAAAUCAUUACUCCGGCGGGGGCAUGAACAACUUGCACACAGUCACCGAAUUAGAUGGCAUCGAGCAACGCCCUCAGGUGCCACUCGUUGAACUUGGCGCCGAGACGACGACUACCCGAGACAAAUGA